UGCUGUUUGAGGAGAGGGCUCCGUGCUCGUUAAUGGCCUGAGCCCGGAGCGCCUCCUGGCGGGGAGAGGGUUCUGGGCUCGGCCUUAGGCCCGAACCCAGAAUAACCCCCCAAAAGAUUGCAAUACUGACAUCUGACAGCAGCUGGGAACAGUGUAGGUGCCCCCCAAAAAAGCGGAAUAUGAAAUGGUGGUAAACGGGGCUCCUGCGGGAGCAGGGGGAACAUCAAUGCUGUGGCAGUGGCGAAUUUGUGAAAGGUGGGGCUCCUGCGGGAGCAGUACAGACAACACUGCUGCGGCAUUUGAGAAAUUGUGAAAAUGAGGGCUCCUGCAGGAGCAGAGGAAACAUCACUGCUGUGGCAGUGGAGAAUUUGUGAAAUGUAGGGCUCCUGCAGGAGCAGAGGAGACAGUACUGCGAUGGCAGUAGAGAUUAGUGGAAAGCAGGGCUCCUGUGGGAGCAGAGGAAAUGGCACCGCUGUGAAAAUAGGGUUCCUGCGAGGGCAGAAGAAACAUGUGGGGCUCCUGCAGGAGCAGAGGAGACAAUACUGCGAUGGCAGUGGAGGUUAGUGAAAGCAGGGCUCCUGCGGGAGCAGAGGAAACAACACCACUGCGGCGGUGGAAAACAUGGCUCCUGCGGGAGCAGAGGAUACAACACCGCUGCGGUGGUGGAAAACAGGGCUCCUGCGGGAGCAGAGGAAACGUCACUGCUGCGGCAGUGGAGAGUAGAGCUUCUGCGGAAGCAGGGGAAACAUCACUGCUAUUGCAGUGGGGAUUAGUAAAAGCAGGGCUCCUGCGAGAGCAGAGAAAAUGACACCGCUGCAGCAAUGGAGAACAGAUCUCCUGCGGGAGAUGGUAAAAACACCACUACUGUGGCAGUGGAUUUUAGUAAACAGCUGGCUCCUGCGGGAGCAGCGGGAAAAUCAAUGUUAUGGCAGUGGAGAUAGUCUUGUUUGGGUUGUCCUGGAGCUGGUGGGAUCCGCUGAUGAGGGUUCGUUGGGUUUCUCUGAUGUGGGAGCGGUUUGAUGUGAGAACAGAGGAAAACAUCACUGCUGUAGCAGUGGAGAAAUUGUGGAAACCACUUCCAUAGCAGUGGGGGUUAGUAGAGUGCAGGGAAAAAAGGGGGCUCCUGUGGGAGCAGAGAAAUGUCACUGCUGCAGCAGUGGAUAAAGUCUGAUAGUUUAUAUGGUCUUGGAGUUGGUGGGAUCCGCUGAUGAAGGUUCGUUGAGCUUCUCUGAUGUGGGAGCAAUUUGAUCGAAUGUAGGUUUUGGAGAAGAGGUCUGCUGGGAAGCAAGAUAGGAGUAGGACAGAUUUAAGGUGUUUUGGAACCGGAAGCGUGUAACCAGGCGAUUUGAGUCAUCUAUGAAGAGUGGGUUUGAUGUGGAUCUAGCCUGGGAGUCUCUGGAAUGUAGGUAUGCUAGGAGAGUCUGGCAUGGUUGAAUUGGUGUUUGGAAGUUGAAGAUAUAAAUGGAAUGGCCUUUUCUCAUUUGGUCCGUCUUGCUUUGUUUGAUGGAAUAAGAAAUGGUAUCAUUGUCCAGAAGUGAUAGAUCUGAAACUGUUGGGUGAUUAUUUGGAUUGAAGUUGCAAGUGAUGGCCAGAAUGAACAUUGCGUAGAGUAUGAGGGCGGUGUUAGUGGAGUGGUAAACUCGACAGAGGGUGGAGAUGCAUAUGGUGAGUAUUUCUAAAGUUACUGGCUGUCUUGCAUCAGGACAGGUGGGGUGGGUUCUUUUGAUUCCUAACGAGCGUGGAUGUCUUGAAGUUCUUUCAAGGGGUUAGGUAGGUUUGUAGGGUUCUGGGGGAUACAUCUUGGAGGAUGGUAUCUAAAAAGGCAUUUGAGGUGGGGGUUUCAAGUGAAGAUGCACUAUUCCAAUUUCCUUGGCCAAUUCAGAAUUUCGGUUUUACUUUAAUUGUGACAUGCCGAUACAGGUUUUGGCCGAUACCAAUUUUAUUUCUAAGAACUAUAAUUGAUGGCAAUAGGCUACAAACAAAAUCCGCUUCUUUAAUAGAACAUUAUUUAUCAAUAAAUAAUUUAUUUAAAAUUGCACUUUCAUCCAUGUUGAAUUAAAUGACAUGAUCUUUUAUUUGAAAAGAUAUCAAAUAAAGUGCUUUUAAGUUUAGUCAGGCUCAGUGACGUUAUUUAUCAACGGCAUUAAAUGUCCAAAUAUCAGUUGGACAGCUGUGGUUAGAAGUAUAGUUCCUAGUUCCUAGUAUAACAUGUAGACUUGGGAAAAUCAUGCUUUUAAACAAAAUAAGAAAGCAGCAUGCAGUGCCUUCUACAAACGUAAUCUAAAUAUAUACAAAGUCUGUUUCAUGUCUUUUAGGUUGUAAACAGAAUUGAAGAGCUGUUCUUGGAAAACUGCGCAGAACUACGAGCUUUAAGACCAUGGGGAAUCCCUGGAAUGAGUGACGUAGAAGGAAACUUGCGAAUGAAAGACGAAUCUUGGUUUUAAACAACAGAGAACUAAAACAUGCCAACAAAAGCAGUCUUUAGAUGUGAUGUAUGUAGUUUACAGCAAUAAGAUGAAAUUAAAUCGAUCUGGACGGAUUAAUUUGUCUUGACAUCAUUUACUUUAUUGUUGAGCCAACAUAGUUCAGCGACGGAUGUGCGACAAAAUUGCUAUGUUUUCGGGAAAUAGUCAUGACAAGCCAGCUGGCCUCUCCAACUAUGCACGGCAUGGUGGUUCAGCAGUGCGUUAUGCCGUUGCUCGGGAAAAGCACCCCUGAGCAGGGUCCCGUACACGAGCCAGAGGAACAACAUCAAUGUGUCACCUGCAGAUGCAGGGCAGGAAUUAAUAUAGGCUCGGGUUGUGUUCCUUAUGUAAAACAAUCGCGUUUCCCAGUAUGGAAUUAAAUCAAUGUAGCUGUUGGAUAACAGGAGCUGCUUCCAAUGCCAGUGCAUGUGGGUUUGAAGUUAUUUCUUGCAUAACUGGCAACAUGAUGUAAGUUACGAAUGAAUGUGUGCUGUGUAUGUAUGUCAUACCGGCUUGAUUUAUAAUUAUACAAAAAGCAAGGGGGAAAGGUAGGGGCGUCUGGGCAUGCGCUGCUAGCGGAGGCAGCCUCGUGCGCGAGCCCGAUGGUGGAGCCACAGGCCACAGACAGGGGAAAGGGUUAGAAAUUAGACGGAAAGGCUUGUGAAGGCAAGGCUAUAACGCCGCUGGCGGAAAAAUACUUGAGCUGGAUGGGAAACCUGGAUCGCUGGGAUAUGUUGCAUCAUGCAGUGCCUGGCAGGCUGCUUUGCGGCGAUCUUCGGAGCGAAAAGAUUGAGGCUUAACGGCAGAAUCUGGAUCACAACUUGGACAGGCUGAAGGCCUGCUGGUGCGGUCUUACGAAACCGCUAUUGCGAGGAUGGAAAACCUUUUGGUGAGUAGAGAUGUAGCUUUGUGAUCUUUCCUUGUUUAGUUUGUGGUUUUGCGGCGGGGUGUGGAUUUUGUAGAUGGAAGAGUUGGUUGGAGAGAGAUGUGAAGAUUGUGGAACAACUUAGAGAAGAUGUUGGCGUUGGUUGAUGUUUGUCUUAAGUUUAAGCAAUGUCCAAUUCAUGCUGAAACUAUCAAGGAAUGAGGGUGAGUUGAUUACCAGUCUAUAUAGGUUUCUGUUGAUGCCAAUCAGGUGAACACUUAAUUGCCGAUUGUCGACAGCUUGGUCAUAAUUACAAGGUAAUUAGGUUAAUUAUUUGAACAUGCUCCUCCUGAACUUUGUUAAUAAAACAUAAUUUAAAGUGCUUUAGAAAUUACCCUUGUAAAAUGAAAAACUAAUUGCAAUAUGAUACACAUACAUCAUGCUCUCCUCUAUGAGAUCACUAGCUACGUAUCAUUCAUCCAUAUUUACUAUAAAAGUAUAGCCACUGCAGAAUUUGUUCAAUCACAUUUUGCAGCUGCAGGUGAGCACAAUCUUUGGGAUGCUUUUUCUUCUAUACACACUCCCACUUUUCCAUCAACUGAAUGCAAAGGCAGAAAACCCCCUUUGUCGAAUAAUGGGAGACCCUAAAUACCCGCUGCUGUCCAGGGAUGGAGACGUAACUAUUGGUGCAAUUUUUCCAGUCCACAGUAAAGAAACCUUACCUUCAUUUGAGUUUACUCAAAAACCUGAGCUUCUGUCAUGCUCCAGUGUGAGUUAUAGAGAUUUCAGGCUGGCUCAAGCCAUGAUUUAUACAAUUGAGGAGAUUAACAGAAAUAAGAGUUUGCUUCCAAAUGUUUCUAUAGGAUACAAAAUAUAUGAUAGUUGUGCUUCAAAACUGUCUUCUAUGAGUGCAAUCAUGGCAGUGAUGAAUGAUCAGGAGUUUGCAGAAGGGGACAGAUGCAAUGGACAGUCUCCUAUACAUGCUAUUAUAGGGGAAACUGAGUCUGCCACCACAGUGAUUUUGUCCAGAACCACAGGACCUUUCAAAAUUCCAGUGAUAAGUCCCUCUUCUGGCUGUGAGUGUCUCAGUAAUAGGAAAGAUUUUCCUUCAUUCUUCAGGACCACGUCUAGUGAUUAUUACCAGGGCAAAGCACUUGCACUCUUGGUCAAGCACUUUGGCUGGACUUGGGUUGGAGCUGUGAACAGUGACAAUGACUAUGGAAACAAUGGAAUGGAUAUUUUUCUGAAUUCAGCCAAGAAGGAUGGGAUUUGUGUAGAGUACUCUGUGAAAUUCUACAGAACAGAGUCUGAAAAACUCCAGAAAGUGGUACAAAUAAUAAAACAGGGUACAGCAAAAGUGAUUGUUGCAUUCGUUUCAUUUUUUGAGAUGGGACUACUAAUAGAUCAAAUGAGUAUUCAGAACAUUACAGGCCUCCAAAUGAUUGGUGUGGUCGGAUGGAUAAGUUCUAAGACUUUGAUCACUCCAAACAGUUUUCAAGUGAUGGGUGGGUCACUGGGGUUUGCAGUGAGAAAAAUCCACAUUGAAGGGUUUUUAGAUUAUGUUAUGAAAGGAUUCUGGGAAACAGCUCUUCCUUGCUCAAAAAGUGAUGUUUCAUCUAAAGUUGCAUUAAAUUGCAGCAGAUAUCAAGAUCUGCUUAUGCUAAGAAAUUACAAUGAAGAUGUGCCUGAACAUAGAUAUGCAAACAAUGUCUACAAAGCAGUCUAUGCUGUGGCUUAUGCACUACACAGUCUGUUGAAGUGCAAAGAACAAGAAGGUUGUGAAAAAGCCCUCACAAUACGACCACAGCAGAUGGUUGAGGCUCUGAAAAAAGUAAAUUUUACAGUAAAUUUUGGAGAUCGUGUGUGCUUUGACAGCAGUGGUGCUGCAGUAGCCCAGUAUGAAGUCGUGAACUGGCAGCAAGCCUCAGAUGGGUCAUUUCAGUUUAAAGCAGUGGGUUACUAUGAUGCUUCACUGCCCCCUGACCAGCGCUUUGUACUUAACACUGAAAACAUAAUCUGGACUGGAGGACAUCAGGAGAAGCCAAGGUCUGUGUGCAGUGAGAGUUGUCCUCCAGGUACCAGGAAGGCCGCACAGAAAGGAAGACCUGUCUGCUGUUAUGACUGUAUUACAUGUGCAGAUGGAGAAAUCAGUAAUGAGACAGAUUCAAAUAACUGCCAGAAGUGUCCAGGGGAAUACUGGUCUAAUACUGAGAACACUGAAUGUGUGUUAAAGGCUGUAGAGUUUCUGUCAUUCACAGAAGUUAUGGGUAUAGUGUUAGUCUUUUUCUCUAUGUUUGGAGUAGGAAUAAGUGUACUGGUGGCCAUCCUGUUGUACAGUAAGAAGAACACUCCCAUAGUAAAAGCCAACAACUCUGAGCUAAGCUUCAUGUUGCUCUUCUCAUUGAUUCUGUGUUUUCUUUGUUCUCUAACUUUCAUUGGUCGCCCCACUGAGUGGUCCUGUAUGUUGCGUCACACAGCAUUUGGGAUCACUUUUGUCCUCUGUAUUUCCUGUGUUCUGGGGAAAACAAUAGUGGUGUUAAUGGCUUUUAGGGCCACACUUCCAGGAAGUAAUGUCAUGAAAUGGUUUGGGCCUGCACAACAGAGACUCAGUGUUCUUGCCUUUACACUUAUACAAGUUCUUAUCUGUGUGCUUUGGCUAACAAUAUCUCCUCCCUUCCCAUAUAAAAAUAUGAAAUAUUAUAAGGAGAAAAUCAUUCUAGAAUGCAGUCUGGGUUCUACUUUUGGUUUCUCUGCUGUGUUGGGUUAUAUUGGUCUUUUGGCUCUCAUGUGCUUCAUUCUGGCUUUUCUGGCUCGGACGCUGCCUGAUAGCUUAAAUGAAGCUAAAUUCAUCACAUUCAGUAUGCUCAUAUUCUGUGCUGUAUGGAUCACAUUUAUCCCAUCAUAUGUCAGUUCACCUGGAAAAUUUACUGUAGCUGUGGAGAUAUUUGCUAUUUUAGCAUCAAGCUUUGGUUUACUUUUCUGUAUAUUUGCACCUAAAUGUUACAUCAUUCUGUUUAAGCCUGAGCAAAAUACAAAGCAACAUUUGCUGGGGAAAACACAAACUAAGUGAUCUAAAGAAAGAUUGAGAUCUAAAUGAACACGGUUAAAAUUAACAUUGUAGAUUAAUUAAGAAUAUAAAAAUAUACAGGUUUGUUUUAAUUCACAAAACAUAGAAUUACACACUGUCAGAACAUAUACCACAGUGUAAUGCACAUAUAAAAGCUGCUACAAGCUGCUUAAUUAAUCAAUGUAAAUGUAAUGUUUGAUACAUUUAGACAAAAGUGUGCCCACACGAUUACAUAAAAUAAUUUGCACAUGUUGCCUUCAGUUUGACUCUGUCUAACAUUAA
This is a messenger RNA of Misgurnus anguillicaudatus (oriental weatherfish), 6679 nucleotides long. Its product is annotated as extracellular calcium-sensing receptor-like. The record is from RefSeq and is a predicted model, not a curated record. Gene Ontology annotation, biological process: G protein-coupled receptor signaling pathway. Gene Ontology annotation, cellular component: plasma membrane. Gene Ontology annotation, molecular function: G protein-coupled receptor activity. NCBI's taxonomy places the organism in Eukaryota, Metazoa, Chordata, Actinopteri, Cypriniformes, Cobitidae.